Messenger RNA from Tyto alba (common barn owl), 3860 nucleotides. RefSeq names its product coiled-coil domain containing 51 (gene CCDC51). The transcript is spliced from 5 exons. Bases 406 to 1656 code for a protein of 416 amino acids. NCBI's taxonomy places the organism in Eukaryota, Metazoa, Chordata, Aves, Strigiformes, Tytonidae. The record is from RefSeq and is a predicted model, not a curated record.
GGGGGAGGAGCGGCUUGGCGCGGCGGGCCGGCCCGGGAGCUGGCGGCGGGCGCGGCCUACGCGUGGAGCUGGCCGUGGGAGCCUCGCGGGGGUCGCCUUCUGGGGCCGAGAAUUGUCAGUAACUGUGACAUGGUACACCAAACUCAAGUGUGAAAGCACAAGGCAAAAUUUCAUAUGGCAAUCACUUCUGUGCUGAAGCAUCAAAUUACUCUGAAGCUACUCCUGCUGGUACUGGACCUGCACAUGAUCACUGUUCAUACAGUCAGUGAAUUAGCAAUCAAGAAGCAUGAUGAGAGUACUUACUAACAACAAAAAAGCAGAAAUUGUUGGCAGAACUACACUUUGAAGACUGUGGAAAGUUCUCUAGCCCUUUAAUUCAGUGAUUAAGUUCAAGACACAGGGCCAAUGAAAUACAAAUCAAGUGUGUCCUCGGUGUCCUGCAGUCUACAAUAUCACCAUCCAUUGAUAAAGUGGAGUCCAAAAAUGAAUUUACACAUAGUGCGGACUUACUGCUCCUCAGCACCUAAGAGGCCUGAAGCCAAGUCUGCGAUAGAAAUGGCCAUGGGUCGUCUUAAUCGGCUGACAGAAGCUGGCACUGUUAUGGGAAAAGACUCCCUUCAAAAAAUGUCUGCAAUAUGUAAGAGUUGGUGGGACAGAUAUGAAGAGUUUGUUGGAAUUAAUGAAGUUCGAGAGGCUCAGGGAAAAGUGACAGAGGCUGAAAAUGUCUUUAUGAUAGCUCGAGGGAUAGUACGAGAGGCUCGUGAAAAUGUAGAAGCCCAACAGAUGAAACUGAAGGAAAUUCGUGACCGCUUAGACAGGGUAUCUCGAGAUGACACCCAGUAUUUAGAACUGGCUACUCUGGAACACAGGCUGCUGCAGGAAGAGAAGAGGUACCGAGCUGCAUAUUUAAAUGCAGAAGAAUCUGAGAGAGAAAAAUUCUCUCUCUUCUCUGCAGCUGUACGGGAAAGCCAUGAGAAAGAGCGAACAAGAGCUGAAAAAACGAAGAACUGGUCUAUUAUUGGUUCUAUUCUGGGAGCCAUUAUAGGUGUUCUUGGUUCCACCUAUGUUAAUCGAGUAAGGCUGCAGGAAUUGAAAGUCUUGGUGCUUGAAGCACAGAAGGGCCCAAUAAAUUUGCAAGAAGCCAUCAAAGAGCAGGCCUCCAGCCAUUACUUACAGCAGAAGGAUCUCAGUGAUGUCAUAGCAGAGCUGAAAAAUGUGCUGCAAACAAGGACAUCACAGGAAAUAAAAGAAGGUGCUUUGUUAACUAAAGAAGAAAGGAAUGACUCCAUAAAAAUAGAUUCUCUUUUAAUUCCUUUAAACGAACAGCUAAAGUACACUAAACAAGUCAGUUCAUGUCUAGGGAGUUUACAACAGCAGUUUAACAGUCUGCAGGGAAGUAUAGCGCAAGUGAUUUCUGAGAUGCAGAGUGUUAAACUUGCAGUCCAUUCUAGAGCUACAGAAAGAGUGACGCCAAGGCCUUCAGUGGAGGGUAAGGGCCAGGCUUCUGCCGUAAGAGAUGUGAUUUUAGAAUUGUGUGAUACAGAGCGGAGACUGGAAACACAAAUCAAGAGAAAUUCUAUUUACAGCACUGCGUUGACAUGUGCUAUGUUUGCUAUUACUAUGCCAGUACUCUAUAUUAUACUUAAAGGGAACUGAUCUCUAAUUAAUUGCCACAAUUUACUAGAUUAAUAAAAGUAAACUUGCACUUUAAGUACUUAGAGUACAAGUCCAAAUAAAGUUGUGUUAGCAUUUCUCAUGCUUUCUCCUGUAUAUUUGGAAAACUUGUAAAGACUUAGUCCAUCUACUACUGCAGGCUCUAUGUCUUUGUCAUGUGUUGUUUUUAACUCCUCAAGCAAAGGAAAUUCCACAGUUUCAUCUGUUGAUUUCAUUUACUGCUUUCACUCUUUUACUUUCUGGUCUUGUAUAUCAUGCCAAUCAAUGACUUUCACUCUGAAACUGUAUUGUUGAUUUUCUGUUCAAAUGAUCCCUUUAUUCUAUCAUUGAUCUAAGUGCUUCAUGUGUAAUCCUUUAUAAUUUUAGUCCUGAGUGCUUCAUAGUUUUGCAGUUUGUCCAUACACAAAGCAGUAGGAGUCAUUUUACCAAACAAGUAUAAGUAUUUGUCCUGAAGUUUUUUUUUCUCUGUUUUUUUUUUUUUUAAAAAAAAUUCUAGAUACAGUGCAGUGACUUGAUAUGUGACAAACAGCAGGGGCCAUGUAAAUAAGGAGGAUUGAAGUUACCAUGAUCCAGUGUGGCUGCUCAGCCAGAGGAUCCAUUUAAAAUACAUUGAAGUUACACGUGGUAACCUUUUCCUAAGACAGUUUAUCAUGAAGUAACCAGAAGCGUUUCUGGAGAUUCAGCUAUCUGUUAACUGAUAGCUCCAUGUCCUUGAAAACUUGCAGUCAGCAAAAGAGAAAAAGGGUUCAGAUACAGAAAUGUAUUAAGUAUGAUGAUGUUUAUUCUGGCAGUGCAAGCCAAUUAUCCUUUCUACAGACUCCUUAACCCAUCAUUCCCUAGGUAUUUUGUGGCUUCAGUAAUCAUCUAGGGAGCCAUCACUUCCUUAGCCAUACUAGUAUCUCAUAGGAACUUCGUCCAUUUUUUUUAUUCUUUUUUCAAUUUUGUCUUGUCUGGAAAUUGAGAUGCUACUCUACAGCAGGUGCUUUUAAGCCGGUACAUUAAUGGUAAUAGUGUUAUGCAAACUACUCUAAAAUACUAUUUGGAAAAAAGUGAAAAUUCCAGUUGCCUGUUUUUCCUGGAAGGAUGAGGAAUGGCUGAUUGAUGAAACAUGCUUGUCUAAACAGCUAAUCAUCAAUAUCUGUGUGUGGCCUCACACAGUUUUUGGUAUCGCUGCACUAAGAUAGUUUUCUCACUGUGAUGGUAGCGGAUAAGCAAAUCAGAUGUGGAACUCCUGCUCUGUGACCGCUUCUCUGGAACCUUUGCAAACAAAGGAGCUACAAGCUCACUCCAGGCUGUAAUGCCUUUGUGUAAGCGAUUCAGAAUGACUAAGCUGUGUUUAGUAUACAGUCUGCUAUGGUGCUUUUUUUUUUUUUUUUCUAUCAACUCUAUAGUUUCUUCUGCCCAGUAACCAUAUUGAAAGAGUUUGAGGUUUUGAUUAUAAGCUCCUAAGACUGUGAGAUCUUUGGGACAGGGACAUGUGCUCUAUGAGGCACCAACUUCUUUAGGUGCUAUUAUAGCAUGACUGAAUAAACAAACAGUAUUAGGAAAGAUCUGUGGUGAUUCACUGCUUGUAAGAGAGAUGAAGUAUGCAAAAGACGGUUUUGGGAAGGACCACUGCUGAUUUAUAUGUCGAUUGUUUGGAAUGUAAAAUUAAUAACUAGCAUUUAUCAGGGAAGUUGUUUGAUGUGAUGGCUUGAGAACUGGGAUAAAAACUCCCAUACACUUACCUUCUUCAAGAAGCAUACAUACAGAUGAAUACAAUUUUUCAAAUCUAUAAUAUUUAAUUUUCUUAUUUCACAAAUAUUUUUACAGGGUAUACUACUUGUAGGAGCUUGAUGAAAAUCAGACAAGUGUGUUAUUAAAGGGGAAAGGAUAGUACAAUUGUUCUAUUUGUAAUUUAUCGGCACUAGUCACUGAUAAUUUUGUUCUCUUUUGUUGCGUUUUUUUUUUCCUUCAGUUUAACUGUGUAAAGUUAGGCCCCCUUAUUAUGUAAGGGGCUGAAUUUUAGGUACUCAGCAUCACUGAAAAGAGUGGAUUAUAUAUAUGUGCAUGGUUUUUAAAUGCUGAAUGUUAGGCAGCUAAACUUGAAAGUCAGUGCAGCACUCACUGAAUUGUACUUGGUGAUGUCAAAAAUUAAUAGAGGUCCAAGGCUAAACUUGUAUACAAUAAAUAAGAGAAUACAAAAA